CGUUUUCCCUCCUCCCCCCCCCACCGCCGCUCGCAGUCGGUCGGAUUUACCGGCGAAGCGCCGCAAUUUGCUUAGCGGCGGCGGUGCCUGUUUGUCAGUUGUUACACGACCCCUCCCCCGGCUUCCAGCCGCGAGCGACCGAGGCUGCGAUACAUUCAACAAAUUAAGUGGAUGUGAGAAUCGACGGCUUCGAUUCCAAUUUACGAUUUCGCACACGAUUCGAAUGCCGUGUAAGCUGACCUAGGUUGAGGAAAUCGAUUCGGGUUGGUUGUAACGCGAAACGUCGAUUCGAUCCGUUUGGGUGCCGCAAAUCACGCCCUCCGUUAUGUGUUAAAACACAUUUAUAAAUGUGAUGGGAAAUGUUUAAAAAUGUUACUCUUCGCCAAAAAGGCAGCUUCAUUCACGACGUAAACACAGUCAUACGUUUAUGAUGAAUCGCAGUUCGCCGUUGUGCCAAUUAUAUCGACACCAGGACUCAACUAGAACAAAUCUGUGAUUCCGUUUUGACGCUUAAAUAUUUAAUUCGGAUUAAUAAACAGUACAGUAGUGUUAUUAUCAUACGCGUGUGUUCGUGACUAAAGGUCGAGAAUUCCCCAAACGUAGGUCAUACAUGUAUAUAUUUUUGCAUGACUCCUAUCGCGCGACGCAACAUACGUGUUCAUCGUUUGCGUUACGAGUUCGUGAUUUACCUGCUGCUGCAAUGAAUACAGGUUGGUCGUGAACGCUGCUGGGUACGAUUGUCAACGUUCCUUAAAAUUGUUCGUAAGCAGGGACGCGGUUCCGGUGAGUACGACCCUCUGGCCCAGGUGGACAGCCAGGAGAGCGGGGACGAGGAGGAAGACGAGGAGGAGGACCAAGACGAGAGGAUCGAGGGCGCCGCCAAGCAGUCGCGCGGCAACAGCAAGACCAACGGCAGCGCCGUUCCGCGAGCCAUGGACACCUUCAACAACAACCAGCAGCCGCUGCAAGCUCAGGUGGCCAGUGUUAAGGAUAAUGAUGCCGCCGCCAAGGGACCGGCGCUCGACACCGCAAGCAACGUGGAACUGCGGCCCCUCCGCAGCGACGAGGCGGAUGCCAAUGGCCCUGGCGAUUUGCAGAACCCGCGCCAGCAGCAGAGCGGCGCGACGAGGGGCGACGCGGAGAGCGCACGCGGCACCGCCGACGGAAAGGGCCCGGCGCGGAACGAGAGCCGGAGUGGCCGCAUGCGCACGGCCGCCUUCAUCGUGGCGCUCUUCGUCUGCGUCCUGUCCGUGCUCGUCUUCGCCUUCUUCAUCCCGUGCCCCGUUGUGAUGCCCCCGCGUGCUGCCUGGGAGGUCGAGCUGCCGGCACAUGCGGAGACCGCCACCGCGUUGGCCAUGCUGCGCGUCAACAAGGACCCCACCACGGACGUGAUCGUAAUGUACCGCACUCUCAACGGCAGCGGUGACGCUGCAGCACGCUGCGUCAAAGCCGGGUUUGCCUCCGGGUGCACGGAGGUGAUGGCGGUGUCGGGCGUGGACGGGGCCCGGCUGUGGCGCCGCCCGCUGCACGGGAGGCCCAGCUCCUUGCGCUGUGACGGGAAACACGGCGGCUCCAAGGCGGAGAAAGGGCGCUGCCUGCUGUCGGGAGAAAUCGGACCGCUGCGCAGCGUUGUCGCGGAUAACGGGAAGGACAUCUGGGAGGCAUGGACGGGGGCGGAGGACGAAGCCCCCCGGGUGCUGACCCCUCCCCUCGAGGUCGGUGACCUCGAUGGGGACACGACCCCUGAUGUCCUCUUCUGGGUCGCGCCCUCUCUGACCUCAUCGCAGAAUGGUUCCUUCCUGCUCCUGUCCGGCUCGUCGGGGAAGCCGAUUGGUUCGGCCGUGUCACAUGCCAUCGCCCCGGGAGAGAAGCCGCUCCCCCUGCGGCUACUCUUCACGGCGCAUGGAGCCGCGUUCGUGCUCAUCGCGUCCGGUUGGGAGGUGCAGGCGCUGCCCCUGGCGGACAUUUACCUGCGCGCCGUCAGCACGGCCUCGCACUCCACCGUGGCCCCAACCCUGCGAACGCACGCCGCCACGUGGGCUGGCAUGGCCGACAACCUAACCGGCAUCGUGCUGGUGCAUCGUUCCAGUUUGGGUCCGAUAGAGGCCGUGGUGCCAAUCCCGGUGGGGGCGUGGCGUGGACACCCGGCCCUGCUCGUCGCCGCGGCUGGGAACGUCCGGCUGCUCAAUGCCUCCGGCCUGGAGACGCUGUGGGAGGUCUCCGUGUCUCGACUCCUCAGUCUGCCAGUGUACGGAUUCUUCAACAACGACAGCAUCCCGGAUAUCCUGGUGGAACACGAGUUGGGCCAAGGCCUCAUGCAGGUGUCCGUGCUGGACGGUUUGUCGGGCUCUGCGCUGUGGACGGCUGUGUUGGGAGCAAGCGGAAGCCGCGCUGCGGGGGUGUCCGUGCUCUCCGUGGUCGGCGGUGGGCGCGACGCCUUCGCGUUCUGGGGCCGCGGGGCGCCGGCUGACUCCGCGAAUGGCAGUGGCCCGGCCGCACAGAGCCCUGUCCACCAGCUCUACCUGCUGCACGGGGAGAUCGCUCACCUGCUCAUUCCCCUCGCCAACUCGUCGGGGCCCGUGGAAGGGCACGCCGCGACAUUGUGGGACAAGGAGAAAGACAUCGGAUACGCGUUUGUGGCCGCACCGAGUGGCGGCGGUGGUGACGGCAGUGACGGAGAUCCCCCUGGCGCGUUGCUGCGGCACUUCCGGUUCAGCGACGCCUUCGCAGCCCACGCGGAACCCGUGCCGGUUCCAGGGAUGAGGGGCCAGCCCGGGACGGAGGCCGGCGAGGGCCUUCAGGAGUGGCUCGGCCAUCUCCAGUUUCAGGCCGUGCGCGGUGACGAUGUCAUGUGAGCGAGAUGGACGACGUCGAGAGAUAUUCGAGACGACGUCUCCCAGCUGCCGAUCGCCAGCUCGCUGUCCCAUCGUUACCCCCUACUCGUGCGGUCCGCUCCACCCUGACAACCAUGAACUCGUGUGGAAAGUGUAGGGGGGGGGGGGGGCACGGAUAGCAUUAAACGAUUUUAAGCAACGGGAUGAUGAAUACGUAUAAGUGCGAACGACGCUGAAUCCGGCGCACGGUAACACGCCCGUUUUCCCAGAGGGCUUCGGUUAAAGCUGGCGGGGCAAUAGCUGCGGUCGGCUCGGAGCGCAUGUUAUAGCGAAUCGCGCCUGCAGGGUCACCGCCUCGCUCUUUCUUUGCUGACUUUUUGGCAGUGUCUCAAAGUUCAGUUGCGUGCGGUGAAAGUGAGCUCUGUGCGUCUAAUACGGGUGGCGGCUGUGAUUUUGGUUUUUCGUUUUGAUUUUGACGAGCGCCCCUUGUGACAGUGCAAGCGUUGUCAGUGGCGCCGAGUGGCGCACCCUGCGUGUUGGCUUCGCCGAGAUGGCGGGGGGUGGGGGGCGAUGACGGAUUGACCCGGAGGGAAAACGCUUGCAUUUGCCAAUAUUACUUGAAGUGCAUAACUGCCCUCCUGCCCCGAAUGUUCGCUCUGCUGUGCAUGCACACGCACACGCGCGCAUGCACGCGCACACAACAUUCUUUCUCGCUUCUGGCCUCCUUACACUGGGACAAGCUGCCCCUUGCACGUCAAACAAUCAGCCUCACUGUCCACUUUUCAUUCUUCCAUUCGCUUACCCCAAACUCCUCUUUUCCUCUGCCCUUCCCCAUCAUCAACUUCCCUACCCGUUCAACGCAUUCACUCGUCAUCAACCACGCAUUGUCACUCAUCAUCGUGUAUUUCACACAUACUCGUAUUCAUGUACUACCAUCCUCAUCAACUCAUCUCAUCGCACUGUUCUGCUGUACAAAUAGUGAAUUAUUUGUUCAUAUUAUGAAGCCACUGGAGCUAUGCACUUAUAAACGUAGGUUGAAAACUUUAUUUCUUUCGAAUUGCUUUUUUGUGUUUAGUUGUCCUUCCCCCGCACCUCUGAUUAGCACAGAAGUUCAAUGUGCAUAAAUCAAGGCACUAUAUAAAUUAAAAUAAGAUAACAACCCAGCAGCACCUCUACAUUCACACUUAAAACUGUUCCUGAGACCCCCAUUAACCAUUAAUGGAAUGGUUUCGUACGCCACGUAAUGAAAUAAUGAACAUUUGCUGGCGGGCCAAGGGACGUCAUGUCACCUGCGCGGGCAUUAUGAUGUCACGUGAUGUCAUGUCACAACGUGUGUAACAUGCGACUCCUAAGCUGUUCCUCAUCUCCACGCGUUUCACAACUCUUGUUUCUCACCCAUCUCUCCUGUCUACAGAUGCCUCAUCUCUAUCUCAUCUUCAUCGCUCUUUCAUCUCAGUCAUCCGUAUAUCUUUAUAUCUCUCAACGAGCUACGACUCCUGAGGCAACUCCCAAGAGUCUUUGCAUGCCAGAUCUGGCCAGUUAAAGAACUCCGUAUUAAUCCAUCGCCGGGUAAGAACAAAACGAAAGAAUAAUAAUUUGCUCGUAAAAAUUCCAGCUUGCGUCAAACUUAAAGCCCUUAGGUUGCGUAAAAACCUAAAUCGACCCGUGUCUGGAUUACCUACGAUGCCAAGUCUCAUGGCAAGGAUCUCGGCUCUCUGGCAUGGUCUACUGACUCCCUCCACACCUGCCAUAUGCCUGCAUCCGUGAGCCCAAGAGAUUGUUCUUAAACGCCCACGAAAUCUGUCCACCCUGUCCUAAUUAAUCCACAGGCAGGCCAACUCUUUACCCACGGGCUCCUGUCCCAUGUUAGGUUUUAAGGCCCUGCCUUGUUCUGGAUAAUAUUCCUCUGGCUAGGGGCCCAGUUAUUUUUUAAAAUCCAAGUUGAGUUUCUGCCAAAUGCUUUCGACACGCCAUAAAGUCCUUUACAGCUGCCCUUUGGAUUUACUGGGCUUUACUCGAGCCGUAAAGAGACUAGCAGAUGUAGUUACGGGUUUGCGGUCGAUAUAUUUGCGCUGUUUUGAUCUUACGGUGAACACAGUAGGACUGGCACUUGCGCCCCCCCCCCCCGUUUAUGUGUUGAAGUAAGCCAGGUGUCUAGGCAGUAGUGUUGCGUCAUAAAGCCACACGGUCCUGCUCCGUAUCAUAGCUGUUGCCUCAUUACCACCUAUUAAUACACGGUUCAUCGAUUUACCCCAAUGCCAGAGCAUUACCUCUUGAUAUCAUCCAGGUACCAGAGUAUUGCCUGGAGCGGCAAGUCAAAAGUCAGAUCUUCUCCACGGUCAAAUGAUCACUGGUUGCCACUCAUCUUAUUGUAGCCUCUGAGCUCGUGGUGGAAAUGCCAAUAACUGGGGCGGAGCAGGAGGGGGUGGAUGCUUUAAAAUAGAAUGAUCGCUGUUGGCUUGCGACAUCGCGUCUUCGGCCACAAAAGGUUACCAGCGGGGCGGGCUGCGUUGAGCCACCAAUCGGGAUUUGAACUCAUGUGACCUUCCCGGUGAGGGUCGGGUUCUUUGACCACAGCACGCAAUUCUCUGCAUAAACGUACGAGGAGACCGGCGCAUCAACAGCAGUCGCAUAUCGGCACAAUGGUGUGAAGGCGGGGGGGGGAAUGCUGAAUUCACUACUGCGGGUUAUCGCCCAGUCCUACUCGGGAGUCUUGCGUCCGCCACUCUAGAAAUGCUGCUGCGGUUUGUUUUUGUUUUGCACAAAAGUGUUACCGUAAUUUAUGAUGUACAUUUUUUUAAAUAAAGCCCCUCGCUGCUGUCUUCUCGGCGCUCGCUCUCAGUGCGACACGCAACCCGGAAGGCUCCCGAAUCGGUGCGUUGGACGUCGCCAAGAUGCUCCGUUGGAGGGGCCACACAAAUCGAGGUUACCUCGUGUUCACGCUCGACGAGAGCCGAUGAGCGACGAUCGGGGUUCAAACCUUGUCCAAGCGCCCGUUCUGCAUCUCCACGUCAAAAAAAUAUCAAACAUCGUUUAUUCCACCGGCCUCUUGAGCCUUUCGGCAAGCCUUCUUUGAAGGGACUCCUGGAAGGCCCAAAAAGUUGAUGGACUAAAAUAUAUAUUUUUUUACGUGGAUAUAUGGAGACGACGAUUCAUUAUUUAACUUAAAUUGAUUUGGCGAUGAAAGAGACUGAGCCAAAUGCAAGUCGACAAGUCGGGGAAGGCCAGACGGACGAGUGUUACAGCAGUUGUACGGGUGAAUUAUUUGCAUGUGCGUUAUUUAUUUUAAAUAUAUAUUUUUCAGACGCUUUCUUAUAUAUUCAGAGGAUUGUGAGGACACCACCACAGUAUGCGCUUCUGCAUGUCUGCGGCCGCCGCUACGCUGGCUCACUGAAUGAGGUGAAAACGACUUUGAAAAGUAGUAAAUCCACGUGUAACAAGACAAUCCGCCA
Messenger RNA from Petromyzon marinus (sea lamprey), 6286 nucleotides. It is a transcript of the gene FAM234A, whose product is annotated as family with sequence similarity 234 member A. The record is from RefSeq and is a predicted model, not a curated record. Lineage: Eukaryota; Metazoa; Chordata; Hyperoartia; Petromyzontiformes; Petromyzontidae.